AUGCAAGCGGCCACUUCGUCCAUGCAGUUUGAGAAGUGUAUAGAACUAAGAAGCAACCUGGAGACGCUGGAGAAGCUGCGAGACCAGCACAACUCGGGGCAUGAUGUGUCAGCAGAAAUACAGAGACUCCGGGCUUCUCUUGGUUGA
Molecule: messenger RNA, 147 nt
Organism: Acanthamoeba castellanii str. Neff
Lineage: Eukaryota; Discosea; Longamoebia; Acanthamoebidae
Exons: 2
Coding region: 1-147 (48 amino acids)
Source: RefSeq, a predicted model, not a curated record